Rhododendron vialii is the source of this 2124-nucleotide messenger RNA. RefSeq names its product pentatricopeptide repeat-containing protein At5g61400. Gene Ontology annotation, molecular function: protein binding. Lineage: Eukaryota; Viridiplantae; Streptophyta; Magnoliopsida; Ericales; Ericaceae. The record is from RefSeq and is a predicted model, not a curated record.
GCUGGACGAAACUAGAUACAAUAAAACUGGAUAGUACCUGAGUCCGACGUUGUGACAUCUUAGAAGACCGUUAGCAGAAACUGUAAAAUGCCCAACUGGAAACGCCUUCUCUGCUGAGCAAUGUCGAAGCUUUUCCCUCCUAAAACCCCACUCAAAACCAGAAAAUCUCUAAUCUACACUAGACCAAUAUCACCUUCAUCUUCAACUUCGUCUUCUUCAUCUUCAUCUUCACCUUCUUCUCCUUUUGCAUCCGAUCUCACCAACACUAUCCUUAACUGUAACAACCCAAAUCAAGCACUCCAAAUCUUCAACCGAGCUUCCCACCAAAUCCACGCAGCCAAGAAACCUUGGGCCUAUUCUGCCAUCAUUCACGUCUUAACCAGGGCCAAACUCUACGUGAAGGCAAGGUGUUUGAUGAAAGACCUCAUUGAAAAUCUCCUACAGACCCGAAAACCCCAUCGCUCCUGUUUGUCUGUUUUCAACGUGCUUAGCCGGUUAGAAACCCCCAAGUUCGCUCCCAAUGUGUUUAGAGUGCUAAUUAUUGCGUUAUCCGAAAUGGGUCUUGUUGAAGAGGUAUGGGUUUAUUGGAAAAUUGGCAAUUUGCCACAAAUGCAGGCUUGCAAUGCACUCUUAGAUGGGUUUGUCAAGAAGGGUAGGUUUGAUUUGAUGUGGGAAGUUUACGGGGAGAUGAUGUUGCGAGGAGCAUCGCCCAGUGUUGUGACUUAUGGCGUAUUGAUUGAUGCGUGUUGUAAUCAGGGAGAUAUUGAUGUUACAGAUAUGCCGAAAGCACGCAUGUUGUUUGAUGAAAUGCUUCAGAUGGGGAUCAAACCGACAGUUGUGAUCUACACGACUGUAAUACGUGGUCUGUGUAACGAGAGCAAGAUGUCUGAAGCAGAAUGUACAUAUAGGAUGAUGAGGGAAUCUGGUGUGCUACCCAAUCUGUAUACUUACAACACUCUAAUGGAUGGGUAUUGCAAAGUGGCCAAUGUGCACAAAGUAAUUGAAUUUUAUCGGGAAAUGCUGGGUCCUGAUUUGCUGCCUAAUGUUGUUACAUUUGGUGUCUUAAUUGAUGCGCUCUGCAAAGCGGGUGAAUUGGUGGCUGCCAGAAAUUAUUUUGUUUAUAUGAUUAAGUUUGGUGUUGUUCCUAAUGUAUUUGUGUAUAAUUGCUUGAUUGACGGCUAUUUUAGUGCGAACAAUCUGUCUGCAGCAAUGGAUAUGUAUGCAGAGAUGAAAAGGCACGAUAUUUCACCUGACGUCUUUACUUAUAGCAUUCUUAUAAAGGGUCUUUGUGCUCUUGGUAGAUUGGAAGAAGCACACGAGUUGUUGGAAAAAAUGAAUAGAGAGGGAAUCCUUGCAAAUUCUGUGACAUACAAUACAAUAAUAAACGGGUACUGCAAAGAAGGCAAUAUGGAGAAGGCUCUGGAGGUAAGCUCUCAAAUGACUGAGAAGGGUAUAGAGCCCAAUUUGCUCACCUUCUCUAUCCUCAUAGAUGGUUACUGCAAGAUAAGGAGAAUGGAUGCCGCCGUGGGAAUUCAUACCGAGAUGGUAAUCAAAGGCUUCGUGCCCGAUGUGGUCUCUUAUACAGCUUUGAUUGGUGGACAUUUUAAAGAUGAUAAUGCAAAAAAAGCUCUCCGGUUGCACAAGGAGACGCUAGAAAGUGGCCUGACACCUAAUGCAUUUACUCUUAGUUGUUUGAUUGAUGGACUAUGCAAGGAGGGAAGAACUAAUGAUGCAAUUAAACUUUUCUUGGAGCAAACUGGAGCUGCCACUACUAAAGGUGAAAUGGCUCACGUGGAGUGUGGCGAUUGUGCUCCAAACCAUGUUAUGUAUACAGCUUUGAUUCAAGCUCUGUGUGAGGAUGGUCGGGUUUUCAAAGCUAGUAAGUUUUUCUCCGACAUGCGUCGUUUUAAUGUGAAAAUGGAUGUGCUCAUUUAUGCACUCAUUAUUCAGGGUCAUUUUCAGGCCAAGCAUAAGUUUGAUGUGUUGAUGUUGCAAGCCGACAUGCUAAAGCUGGGUAUCAUGCCCAAUGCAACCAUAUAUCAGGUCUUGGUUAAAGGUUAUCGAGAGAUCGGAGAUCUUGAAUUAGCUCUCAUUUUGCAUACCGAUGCUUUGGACUAUCAAUGA